Molecule: messenger RNA, 1627 nt
Organism: Durio zibethinus
Lineage: Eukaryota; Viridiplantae; Streptophyta; Magnoliopsida; Malvales; Malvaceae
Biological process (GO): chromosome segregation
Cellular component (GO): MIS12/MIND type complex
Source: RefSeq, a predicted model, not a curated record
AUGGUAUAUACAUGGAGGCAAUCCGAUUUGAAAAAGUCCUUCAACCUCGCUGUUCGCUCUCUUCUCACUGCCUGUCCUAAGCAGGAAUUGAGUAAAGCAUUUCCGAAUUUUACAAGCGCCGAGCAAGAACGUCUCCACCAGCUUUUUAUUCAGGUCAUUACCUCUUUGCAUGGGAAUUUAGAGGACGAAUUUGAGUCUUUAUGCCUUGAAACACAGGUAGGAACUGCCCUUGAUACUGUGGAGCAACUUGUGGAAGAACAAUGUCUUGACCCUUUGUUUUCCGAAAAGACUAAUGUAAUAGAUGCGGUGCACCAUCUGUCAACAGCAAAGAAAGGUGAGAUCCAGUACUUACGGGGCCUGCUGGAAAGGGUUGAAGAACAUAAUCGCCUUAUUCAAGCUCGGGUUGAGCUACUUAAGAAUAAAACACAAGAAGUCUCGGGCACAACAGAUGUGGAGAAGUUAAGAGGUGGCAUUUUACGUUAUGGGGAAUAGAUGUAAAAUGAUGAGCUUUUAAUGAUCUGAAAUUAGUGAGCUAAAUGUGUCUUCCACUGCACCAAGCUGCAUGGAUUGGUUAAUUAGAGCAACAUAUUUGUAUUCAGAUGUUAAACAUUCAGUUUGCUUGCAUGUAUAUGUUGUUCUAGUGAGAAUGGAGUGGAGUGCUGAAUGUUGUAUACAUUUUGAUUAUUGAAAGGAGCUUUUAUACAUUGAGUUUGAUAAACAGGCCUUAACUUGUUAAAUGUUUGAUAAACUGGAGUCGAGUCCUGGAUGUGAGCUUAAACAGAAGUAUGCAUAACUGUUUGACCUACCUUAGAAUUUAGAUAUUCAUACAUAUUAGUGUCAUUUUGAAGCCACGUGAGAUUUGCAAAUGCAUAAAUAAUAAUAGCAUGAGAUGGAACUUGACACUUGAGAGGGAGAGUUUGUUGGUGCAUGACUUGUGAAUCUAUGUAAGUCACGUGCGUUUUCUUUAUAUAAAUUUUUAUAAAUUGUAAUAUUCAUAACAGUGCUGCACCAGACCGGAUGCUCAUCACAAGCUUUUGAAUAUCCUUCUUAGUACUAGUUAACAUAAUAAUAAUAAUAAUAUCAUAGUAUAUGUUUUCAGAAAAGAUCAAUCAAAACGUAUAAUGGCUGGCACCGCUGACUAGCUCCUACUGCUUUCUGUUGGUUGCCUGAUUUAGACACAAUCUGAUUGGUGACUGUUUCUCAAUCAAAACGAAUCUUAUGCUCAUACACCCUUAGCUUCCGUUUAAUAAUAAUAAUAAUGAUAGUAAUACUUACUGUUACGGCCAGCAUUGCUGUAAAGACAGGGAGCUAAAGGGCCGGGGGCGGAAAAUUCAAUAUCCUUGGUGUGCUGGUGGUUUGUAGUUGGGAAGUAGAUCAUACAAUUGGGUGACAGAUGAUUUUCUCAGUAAUUUUCAAAGGACAUUAAUCCAAUCUACGAAACAACUCUUGAUCCGAUAUGAUGUUAACAUGAAGAUUUCUUGUUAAUGAUUCAUUCAUGACGAAUUGAAUAAUCCUCCCUAUUAUAAUUACAAUCUGUAUCGAGACGAUUUUCCCUCAAAGGAGAGUUUAGAAAGCUACCAGUGCUAACGCUGAAUGAUCACCAUAUUAUUGGGACAUAAUAUUGGGA